AUUGAGGUCAACGAAAAUAUGAGAACGAUAGCUGAGUGACGGAGUCAGAAGGUGAAAAGGCCAGCUCGCCUUGUCAUCGUCCUCGUCUCUCUCUCUCUCUCCUUGCGAGCCUACAGUUAAAUACUCUGAAAGUACUCUCCGCCCAGAUGAAAUACACUCCUGCUGCAAAAGCCAGCUUAAACAACAAGAAACAAAAGCUUUUGCCUUGACAGAAACCAGUUGCCCAAUUAAACUCCAUGUCCCAAGCCUCAGCUCCCCUUUGUGUCUGGAUUCUAUCCAGUGGGAUUUUGUGUUGCAGAAGUAAGAAUACGGGUUUGAUCGAGCACGGAAUGCUGAACGAGAGGGUGAUGGAAGAUCCUCGUUCUGUCAAUAGUCCAAGAAGGGUCCUCAGUCUCUCUAGGAAAAGGAAGGGAACCCUGUCCUUUCCAGAGCCUGAUGACAAGGAUUCUGGGUUUGGCCCGUCUGGAGAGCAUGGUCCAAAGCCUUCUGAAGUAUAUGGCUUUGUUGGCUCCAUAUCAACUGUUGUUGCUACAGUUAUUUUCUUGGUAUGGGCAUAUGUUCCUGAGCCUUGGUUACACACUAUUGGGAUCUUUUAUUAUCCGAGCAAGUAUUGGGCACUGGCAGUACCAACUUAUGCAAUGGUUACCAUAGUGUUAGCCAUUGGAUUCUACAUUGGCCUCAACUUCAUGGCAACCCCUCCUCCAACUUCCUUGAACACAAUCUUUGAUGAAUAUAGUAGAGAACCUUUGAGCUUUGAGCCAUCAGCGGAAGGCGAUGAGCAGCCAAUUGAGCCCAUAUCUGAUAUUGGCAUCAACCAAAUAAACGAUCUCAUGUUCAAUGAUCAGAAGUGACAAUCCACCCUUAGAUGUACCCAUGACGCCCCAGUAUCGUAUUAUUCCCCAUGGGAAUGCGGUCGUGAUAUUGAAGAACUGAGUUUCUCCUGAUCGAGAACUGUUCAAAGUGAGAGAAAACAAUUAAAGUACAUUGUAUGCGAUUAGCUUGGGAUUAUAUUGCACUUGGAGAUCAAUGGAAGUAUAGAUGAUUGCAGUGGCCAUCACACUGUCAAAUCCCGUGCAAUUUAUUGGUGGCAGUGCCUUUUUGUUAUAAUCUGCUUUUCUUUUUCUUUUUUUCUUUUUUUGUAGCUUCUCAGUCGUCUUGCUCGCUCUUCUUGUGAUAGCUGAUAGCCUGAUACCGCCUUUUGAUGUACUGUGCAAUUGAAUUUCUAAUUUUGUGGCGAA
Molecule: messenger RNA, 1238 nt
Organism: Rhododendron vialii
Lineage: Eukaryota; Viridiplantae; Streptophyta; Magnoliopsida; Ericales; Ericaceae
Product: phosphatidylinositol N-acetylglucosaminyltransferase subunit P-like
Exons: 6
Coding region: 237-851 (204 amino acids)
Source: RefSeq, a predicted model, not a curated record